Populus euphratica (Euphrates poplar) is the source of this 950-nucleotide messenger RNA. Its product is annotated as somatic embryogenesis receptor kinase 1-like. The coding region runs from base 133 to 786 and encodes 217 amino acids. The transcript has 7 exons. Lineage: Eukaryota; Viridiplantae; Streptophyta; Magnoliopsida; Malpighiales; Salicaceae. The record is from RefSeq and is a predicted model, not a curated record.
AAAUGCUGCUUUCGUUGCGCUUCCAUUCUUCAAACAAACAUCCUGAAACUCUUUACUCUCCCUCUCUCCAUAUUUCUCUGUAAAAGUGCCAUAAGCAUCUUGACUCUUUACCCAAGGCCUAAAGUUCACUAAAUGGCAAGCAGCACUGCGUUUCAUCUUCUUGUUCUUUUUCUUCUAUCAACCAUGCAGUCACCUACAAAUGCAAAUUUGGAAGGGGAUGCUUUGUACGCUUUGAGGAGAGCAGUGAAGGAUCCAGGACAUGUUCUCCAGAGCUGGGAUCCAACCCUGACAGAUCCAUGUACGUGGUUCCACGUUACUUGUGACGGUGAUAAUCGGGUUACCCGACUAGACCUUGGAAAUGCAAAGCUUUCGGGCAGUCUAGUUCCUGAGUUGGGGAAACUCGUGCGUCUUCAGUAUCUGGAACUGUACAUGAAUGAGCUGGUGGGUCCUAUACCAAGGGAACUUGGAAACCUGAAGAGUCUUGUGAGCUUGGAUCUGUACCGCAAUAACCUCACUGGGACCAUUCCUGCUUCACUUUCUAAGCUAUCCAGUCUUAAAUUCCUGAGACUGAACGGCAACAGACUGACUGGAAGGAUACCAAGAGAACUUACAAAAUUGGACAGCCUAAAGAUCCUUGACGUAUCAAACAAUGAUUUAUGUGGCACCAUACCUACCUCAGGUUCUUUCUCCAAGUUGACAGAGGAAAGUUUUGCGAAUAACUCAAGACUGGAAGGACCAGAACUGGUGGGAUUUGUGAGAUACAAUGCUGCUGGAAGUUGUAAAUGACAGACCACUAAGAGGCAGCUAGUAACCUAAUUCCAUAUAUUAACUCACUAUAUGGCAAUGGUUGUAUGUUUGUUUACUCCUAAAGUUAUUUAUUAGAUGUUUCUUAUUAAAGUCAUAUAGCAAGAAAUCAUGUUUAUGUUAAUUAAGAGAAGAAUCUCCAGUCA